AGAAGGGGACGAAGGGAGGUGGCAGCGACGGCGGCGGCGGCAGCAGGACCCUACUCAGGGCGUGGGUCGUCCUCACCCGAAGCUUACCUUUGACCUCUCCCCGCCAGCCUCUGGCCUUUAUUCGUGACCCUAGACUCUUUAGGGGGCUCCUCUGAUCCAGGUAGCCAGACCCCGGACCAGAACCAUGUUCCCCGUGAAGGUGAAAGUGGAGAAAUCAGAGUUGGAGAUGGCCAAAGCCCGGAACCAGCUGGAUGCAGUCCUGCAGUGUCUGUUGGAGAAGAGUCACAUGGACAGGGAACGCCUGGAUGAGGAAGCUGGGAAAACCCCGUCAGACACCCACAAUAAGGACUGCUCCAUUGCAGCCACUGGCAAAAGGCCAUCUGCCCGCUUUCCCCACCAGCGGAGGAAGAAGAGGAGGGAGAUGGAUGAGGGGCUGGCUGAGGGAGGGCCACAGCGAUCCAACACGUACGUGAUCAAGCUGUUUGACCGGAGUGUGGACUUGGCCCAGUUCAGCGAGAACACACCGCUGUACCCGAUCUGCCGCGCUUGGAUGCGCAACAGCCCCUCAGUGCGUGAGCACGAACGCUCUCCCGGCUCUCCGCUGCCCCCUCUGCCUGAGGACGAGGAGGGUUCAGAGAUCGCCAACAGCAAGAGUCAUGAUGUGUACAAGUUGCCCCCACCCACAGCCCCUGGACCACCUGGAGAUGCCUGCAGGUCCCGCAUUCCCUCCCCGCUGCAGCCUGAGACCCAGGGCACCCCUGAUGAUGAGCCCUCUGAGCCUGAGCCUUCACCUUCUACCCUCAUCUAUCGCAACAUGCAACGCUGGAAACGCAUCCGCCAGAGGUGGAAGGAGGCAUCUCAUCGGAACCAGCUUCGGUACUCAGAAAGCAUGAAGAUCCUACGGGAGAUGUAUGAGCGACAGUGAUGUUCCCCUGGCCCCCAACCCCAAUAAACAUUCUUGACUCCA
Messenger RNA from Tupaia belangeri chinensis (Chinese tree shrew), 967 nucleotides. It is a transcript of the gene LIN37, whose product is annotated as lin-37 DREAM MuvB core complex component. The transcript is spliced from 9 exons. The coding region runs from base 185 to 925 and encodes 246 amino acids. NCBI's taxonomy places the organism in Eukaryota, Metazoa, Chordata, Mammalia, Scandentia, Tupaiidae. The record is from RefSeq and is a predicted model, not a curated record. Gene Ontology annotation, biological process: negative regulation of transcription by RNA polymerase II. Gene Ontology annotation, cellular component: transcription repressor complex; Myb complex.